Molecule: messenger RNA, 3181 nt
Organism: Pleuronectes platessa (European plaice)
Lineage: Eukaryota; Metazoa; Chordata; Actinopteri; Pleuronectiformes; Pleuronectidae
Gene: zfp91
Product: ZFP91 zinc finger protein, atypical E3 ubiquitin ligase
Exons: 12
Coding region: 1-2238 (745 amino acids)
Biological process (GO): regulation of transcription by RNA polymerase II
Cellular component (GO): nucleus
Molecular function (GO): transcription coregulator activity
Source: RefSeq, a predicted model, not a curated record
AUGGGGCUCCGGGAGCGCGGAGCGGCCCGCCCGAGGUCCGGCGUCUCCGCUUCGCUUACGGGCGUCAACGGAGCCGCGGCGAGCCCGCAGAGCUCGGGUCGGGUGCUGAGGGACAGGGCGACGAGGUCAGUACCGGCCUGGCUGAAGGACGUCAAGAGCGACGACGAGGAAGAACCGAGCCCGGACACCGGGACGAACAAGCGGCGGAAAGUUUCCAACUCCAGGCGGAAGAAAAAUUCAGAAUCUGCGUGUUCGGCCGGAGGGGGAGUCGCAGGUGACAGCCUUCAAGGCACAGACAUGGAGGAUCCCAAGAAACCUGCUACAGAUGCUCAAGCUCUUCCCUCCAGACGCCCCCCGGCCCAGACUCGUGCCAAGCCCCCGUCUGCCAGAGCCAGCCGCAGCGCUGCCAAGCCUGUGUGUAAGACCGAACCUGGAAUGGAGAAUCCAGCUGCAGUGGAAGGAAAGGUAAACGAUAAAGAGAAGACUGAAAUUGAAAACAAAGAGGAGGAAAGCAAGGAUGUCGCUGAACCGGUGUUGGAUGGAGAAGACCCUUCAUUUCCCGAUGACCCUCACGACCUCAGCUACCAGCCACAGAGUCAGAGUGGUGCAGAGGAGGAGGAGGAGGAGGAGGAGGAGUCCCUCAGCAGUGACGAAGAUGUUCCUUUUAGAGACGACUUAAAUGAUCAGAGCUACGACCCUAAGGCUGAACGGGAUGUCCCUAAACCCAAGCGCAGAGCUCCUCCGAGACCGAAGGAAAAGAAAGAAAAAGAGAAGGCACCUAAAAAAGAGAAAGAGGUCGCUGAGAUAAAGGUAGAAGGUUCAGACAACUUGGAAAGUGUGGAGGAGGAAGUGAAGCUAGAAGAAGAAACUGUGGAAGACCCAGAUGGACCCAGGAAGAGAGGCCGACGGAAAAAAGACGACAAAACCCCACGGCUGCCAAAGAGAAGAAAGAAGCCCCCAGUGCAAUAUGUGCGCUGUGAAAUGGAAGGAUGUGGGACCGUCCUGGCUCAUCCUCGCUACCUACAGCACCAUAUCAAAUAUCAGCAUUUGCUGAAGAAGAAAUAUGUAUGUCCUCACCCGUCUUGUGGAAGACUUUUCCGCCUUCAGAAGCAGCUGCUGCGUCACGCAAAACACCACACAGAUCAGAGAGACUAUAUCUGUGAGUUCUGUGCUCGUGCCUUCAAGAGCUCCCACAACUUGGCUGUGCACCGCAUGAUCCACACAGGAGAGAAGCCCCUACAGUGUGAGAUCUGUGGCUUCACCUGUCGCCAGAAGGCGUCUCUCAACUGGCACAUGAAGAAGCACGAUGCUGACGCCACCUAUCAGUUCUCCUGCUCCAUUUGUGGUAAGAAGUUUGAGAAGAAGGACUGUGUGGUGGCUCAUAAGGCUAAGAGCCACCCAGAGGUGCUAAUCGCUGAGGCGCUGGCAGCCAACGCUGGCGCACUCAUCACAACCCCUGCCUCCCUGCUGGAGCUGCCAGGAAACCCCAUGCAAGCAGAGGUCACCAGCUUGGAUGUGAGCCAAGUAGGGCAGGAUGGGCAGAUGGAUCAGCUGAGCCAGGAAGGUCGAGUUGGGCACCAAGUGGCUCAGGUGUCCCAGAUGGGUCACAUGACCCAGCAAGUGAGUCACCAGGUGGUUUUACUGGGACAAGACCAGAGCCUCCACACCAUGCAGGUGCCAGUGACAAUUGCCCUGUCCCCAAUUGACCCCCCUUCACCAGCUGACAGCCAGCAGCAGACUCACCUCCAGCUGCAGAUGCCCGUCCAGUUUGUGCAGGCUGCUCAGCAGCAACAUCAGCCCCAAAUCCAACAACUGACCCUCCAUUCCAGCUCAUUGUUGACCCAGCACCAACCCCAGCUCCAGUCUCUUCAGGCAUACUCCUCUCAGCAGCAGAGCCAGGGUCAGACACAAAUCCUACAAAUGACCUUCCAGCCAGUUAGCCAAUCCCAGACCCACAUUCAGCAGAUCCCCAUUUUAGCAACCUCUCAUCAACUUCAGUCCCUGCACACAGCUGCCGCGGGCCCCCCUCUCCUGUCCACAACCCAAUCCCAGGAUCCUGCCUCCACAAAUGGGGGCAACUAUAUUCUGGACAAUCCAGGACUCAUUUCCUCCUCUCUUUCAGCCAACUCCCUCCAGCAGGCAGAGGCUGCAGGAGAGGAUGGUGUGGCCUGGGAGGAAAAUGGACAAGAGGUUCUGACUGGCGGCUCUGAGAGACACGUGCAGCACGUCCUCAUGUAAAACAAGGAGGGAGCACAGAGAGAAGGAAAUAGAGGAAGGUUAAGUCAACAGUGACCUGAUACACUGUAUUGCAAUGUUUGAAGUAAAUGUAGGAUCACCAAUAUAUUAUGUACUGUUCACCCAUAGUCAUAUUUGGUAGUUUUUUAGGAUAUCUGUAUCAGGGAAAGAUAUGUAUGUGGCUGUAUGUGUAAGUUGUUGCCUUUGUACAUAAUAGUCCUUAAAACUAAACUAGCCUUUUAUGUGAGUGUGUGUGUGUGUGUGUACUGAUGCUGAGGUUAUAUUGCAAAGCUGUUGCUAUUAUGCAAUAAUAUAGUUUACCUCUUAGUAAUAUACAGCACAUGAAAUGCCAAGUGUGAGGCACGUUCCUACUGGAAUAAAUCUAAGUAAUUUAUUUUAUGUUUUAAGCACAUAACGUGUUAGAAAGCUAUAAACAACAUCAAUGUGUGGGGCUGAGUAAAAUCUCAAUGAAAAUCAAAUAGGCAGUCAUUAUUUUUUCAUUUAUUGUCCAGAUCUACUAGAAAACAUUCAUUUGAUAGGAAAAAAUACAAAACCAACAAAAUCUGAACUCACAAAGACUGAAGAGGUGUAGACAAAAAAAAGGUGCUUCACAGUUUCAGAAUAUGCAUAUUUUAGCGAUGUUGGCAGUGUCUGUUAAAAUGAUAUUUGUGCAGCUGUUUGUUAAACCCUGCUGUUUGACUUUGAAGGAAUAAUAACUCAUGUGUAGUGGGGUCCAAAACAUUAACCAAACUGAAUUAGACAAACUCAACUUUUGUCUAUAACAUUUGAAGGGUGAUGUAAUUUGAUAAAUCAUGACUAUGUGGAUCCUUUGUUUAAAAAUGUCAAUACUAAGUCAGCACUUCUGAUCUGUGAUGUAGGACAUGUGGUAGCACAUACACAAAAAAACGAUUCAUUUAUAUGAUGUAAAUAAAUGUCUUAACAUUUA